Molecule: messenger RNA, 1857 nt
Organism: Asterias rubens (European starfish)
Lineage: Eukaryota; Metazoa; Echinodermata; Asteroidea; Forcipulatida; Asteriidae
Product: peroxisomal biogenesis factor 19-like
Exons: 8
Coding region: 19-1056 (345 amino acids)
Biological process (GO): protein import into peroxisome membrane
Cellular component (GO): peroxisome; peroxisomal membrane
Source: RefSeq, a predicted model, not a curated record
CUAAUAAUUAUUUGAGUAAUGAUCACCAAACAAACAAAUUUAGUUGAAACUUGUAAAAUGGCGGAUCGCGGCGAAGAGAAAACUGCGGUGUCUAGUUCAACAUUGCCCGAUAAGAGUGAUCAAGAUGCAACAGUUGAUGUACAAACUCAAUCAAAAGAUGACGGCCUAGAUGAUUUACUCGACAGUGCAUUGCAAGAUUUUGAUAAGAAAAAACCUCAAGAUGUUCCCGACGAGAAGCUACCAGAAAAGAAGACCACAACUCCAACUCAAGUAUCCGACAAACAGCCUCCACCCCUCCCAGUGGACCAAGAGGCUCUCUUCAAUCAACUCUUCGCCAGCGAGGGCGGUGCAGCCAAUCUAGAGUCCCUCAUGUCGACUGUCAUGUCAGAGUUUGGUCAAGAUCUACCCCAAGAUUCAAAGCUAAACGAUGACCUGGCCAAGCUCUUACAGGGAGGUGGUGCUGAGGGUUUCCCAAUGUUUGGCGCUGGCCCACCAAGCGGGGGCGCUCCAUCCACUGCUUCAGGACCACUAGGAGGAGCCUUGGGUGAAACUAUUACUAGAUUGGCACAGAGCGCCCAAGACCUUAAGGAGGGUAAUGUUCCUGAGGAAGAAAUCUUCAAGCAGUUGGAGAACAUGCAUCUUGGAGAUGGAGCGGAAGGUGAGAUGAUGCCAAUGAUGCAACAGAUGAUGCAGAAUCUCCUCUCUAAGGAUAUUCUCUAUCCAUCCCUCAAGGAGGUCGUGGAAAAGUAUCCGGACUGGCUGGAGCAAAACAAGACCAAAGUAGAGCAGUCAGACUUUGAUCGAUUUACUAAGCAGUAUGGUCUGAUGACUAGACUGUGCCUGGAGUACGAGUCCGAGAACCAGACGGAUGCCCAAGAAGUACGACAAGAACGGAUGACGCGGAUCAUGGAUCUAAUCCAAGAGAUGGAGGGACUUGGUCAGCCACCCAAAGAUAUUGUUGGUGAAGGGGGCGCCGGUUUAGGCCUUCAGUUUGAUGCCCAAGGCAUGCCCAAGAUACCCGGAAUGCCACAGGGGGACCAGUGUAGUGUCAUGUGAUACCCCUGGCAGGAUACCAAUGACGUAUUAUAAACACUCACACUGCAGGGUACCAGUAUAGUGUCAUGUGACCCAAGCAACCAGCCCCUUUGCAGCAUCACAUAACUACAACGAUGACUUGUCGUUGGUCGGUAUCGACUCGUGAUGUUUUCUAAGGAAAUUGGUUUUGAUCAAAUUGAUUGCCCUUGUUGUGAUUGGAGCGUUUUGUAUUAAUGGAGCAGCUGAUUGGGCAACAUGUGGUUAAGAGACACCUUAGUGACCUUACCAUUAAUUGUUUCUCUCCACCAAGGAGUCAAUGAAUUCAUGAACAUAAAAAAAAUCUGAUAUUUUAACAUUGAGCCUGUGAGCAUAAAAACUUUCUUAAGCACUGACAAAUCUUCAGAAAUGGUUACCAGCCAAAAUUCCUUAAAAUUGACAUUGUUGCAACUGGUGCCCAACUCAUUUUUUGCUUAGCUAAGAAAUUCACUGAGCUGUUCAGUCUGCUGAACAGAUAAUGAAACAGGGCCCUAAUCAAAAUGUAUGAGAUGUUAAUUUAAGAGUUUGAUCAUGUGCAAUGAAUUUACUUGGGUUUCUAAGGGAGAUAUAAUUUAAGAUGAAUGUUAAGCUACCAGACAACUAACACCUGUUAUGUUUAUAUAAUUCCUUUUCCAAACUGGACUUAGAUCAUGCACAAACCAGUAGGGCUGCUUACUGCCUUGGCCAGGCAGAUUAACUGCUGAACCAAAGUCUAAUGACCCAAAUUCAAUAUAGAACAUUCCCACUGGUGGUGGUGGAAAUGAUCUAUAGUUAUAGAGGUGUUUU